AUUAACGUAAAGUCUUUGGCGAAAUUCAGUAGAAGGGAAAUUUGCUUGCAGGAGUGAAUGUUUGUUGCGUAUUUGUAAAGCAGCAGUUACACGGGUUUUUAAAGUUGGAAUGGCUUCAGCUAUGGAUGUUGACGAUGAGGAGGUAGAUUUCGCAGCAUCCAGCAGCACAAAGGGAGAAAAGAAACGUUUUGAAGUAAAGAAGUGGAAUGCUGUCGCGCUCUGGGCAUGGGAUAUCGUCGUCGAUAACUGUGCAAUUUGCCGGAACCAUAUAAUGGAUUUGUGUAUCGAGUGCCAGGCUAAUCAGGCGUCAGCCACCAGCGAAGAGUGCACAGUAGCAUGGGGAGUCUGUAAUCAUGCAUUCCAUUUCCACUGUAUCUCACGCUGGCUCAAGACAAGGCAGGUCUGCCCACUGGAUAACAGAGAGUGGGAAUUCCAGAAGUAUGGCCACUGAUGACUGACAAAGUUGUAUGUACAUCAGUUCAUCGAAGCACUGACAACGCCUGGAUUACAUCAGCUGCCAGUGUUUCCAGUGGGAAAAAAGCAGAUGUUGUCUAAUACAUUUUUAAAUUUCUGAAAUAUAUCUUUCUCCUUAAUUGUUAUUAAUUAGUACUGAAUGUAAACAAAAUUUAUAUGAUUGUCAUGAUGUAUCUUGAACUAUUUAUUGUUAUUUAGAUGGUGAUGUUAAGCUUUCAAAUUUAUUUCUAGUUUUACUGGCCAUUAAAACUUUAUAAGAAGUUGCCAACCAAUUUCAUAGUAGUACUAAGAAAGGUAUUUAAAUGUAGUACGCAUAGCUAUUGGUCAGUGCUUCUUUGGGACUGCUACGUGACAUACCUGCCUAUUAUGCUGAUCCUCCAAUCAUCAUCAUCAUCAUCAUCAUCAUCAUCAUCAUAUCCAUCUCCAUGAUCAUGAUCACCACCACAACCACCUACAUUAUCACACCCUCCUUGUCACCACCACCACUACUACUACUAUUUGGUAUUGUUUAUCAUAAUUGUUUAAUGUACAGUUUUGCAUAGUGAAUGAAAUUCCUAAGUUUUGAUAGUCAAUAAUGUUAUUAUUAUUUGCAAUAACAGCACAUUUUUCAUUAUGGAAGUUUUGUAUUGGAAUUAAAAAAAGAUCUGCCAACA
Molecule: messenger RNA, 1127 nt
Organism: Schistocerca serialis cubense
Lineage: Eukaryota; Metazoa; Arthropoda; Insecta; Orthoptera; Acrididae
Gene: Roc1a
Product: RING-box protein 1A
Exons: 5
Coding region: 110-451 (113 amino acids)
Biological process (GO): protein ubiquitination; ubiquitin-dependent protein catabolic process
Cellular component (GO): cullin-RING ubiquitin ligase complex; nucleus
Molecular function (GO): zinc ion binding; cullin family protein binding; ubiquitin protein ligase activity
Source: RefSeq, a predicted model, not a curated record